UCUCCGAAGUUAUUGUUUGAUGAUUCUAUGAUUUUUUUAGUUCAUUAAUUCUUCCUAUUUGUGAUUUAUUUCUUAUAAUUUGAUUGCAAAAUUUGGAUUGCCUGCUAUUUCAUCUACUCAAGUCACUUUUUCUGUAAUAGACUAUCGAGACUAUGCAUAUUGAUGAGGGUCAUUGUUGCUUGUUUGUUGAACUACAUCUUUUAAUUUGUGAUUUUAGUUAUUUGUGUUUUUGGGUUUCGUUUCUAGUUUUCUCCACAUGUCGGUUUUGGCUUAAUUGAUGACUUGUUCUAUUGUGGAGGCCAUUGUUGUUCGUUCUAUGCCCCUGCAUCUUCAAAUUUGCAAUUUCUGUUAUUUUUAGUUUUCGUUCCCUAAACCCUAAACCCUAAAGAUUAAUUGGUCUUCGCUUUGAUUAUGGCUCUGUGUGAAAACCUAUGAAAUUUAAGAUUGGUGCGUUUCUUAGUUUUCACUUCUCAUUGUUUUGUUUCAGUAAGGGAGUCCUGCAAUUAUAAUUGGGACAGGUGUUCUAUUGUUUUGAUACUCAAUUUAUUGGCAUUACACCAGUGGAAUAAUUUCUUCUAUUUUUCUGGCAAUGGGUUUGGCUUGAUUGGGAAAGGGGGCUAACAUUUGGGAACUUAUGGCAAGUAGAGGUGCUUCACUUUGUGCUUACCAAUUUGAUCUGUUAUGUGUUCUUUGAUUUCUGUUUGGGAUUGAGUUUUUAGGAAAACGAGAUAUUCCUUCAUACCUGAGUGGGGUGUAGAAUUCACAUCAAUCCAAUUUGGAUGUCCUUAGUUUCAAUUUUUUGGAAUUUGAUUAUAAAAAGACAUUUGUCCCAAGUUCCUAAAGACUGUAAUUUAUCUGUCUCUCUAGGGCACCGAAAAUCAAAAGAAGCUCCUUAUGGUUUUAUGCAAAUUGGUGGAAAUAUUAAGAGCUAGUUGAGUGGAUGGUCCUUCAUAAAAGGACAGUUUCUUCGUGGUUUCUUAGUUGUUUGAAUGUUUUCUCUCUCUAUCUAUAACUAUAUUGUUGCUCUAUCUAUGUGGUUGACUGUUAUAUGUUUAAAUGAUCAUAUUCUCUCUCAGUUAACCUUCUCCUUAAAAAAAAGGAAAAAAAAAAAAAGGAUCAUGUUCCCUCUUUCUCUAAAGUUUGAAUGUGUAAGCACAUUAGCAAGUGGAAUUGUUGCCUUUGGCCAUGUGAAACAUAAUUAUAUUAUUCAAAUAAUAUUUUUUUUCAUUUUCUUCCUUUUUUUUUUUAACGAGGUAAUUGAAGGGGGUAUAGGGGUUCUGCAGGUCAAAUGGAUUCAUUAUGGCCUUCUACAAAGGCUGUUCUGGCUCAUGCUCAUCGACCUCUAAUCAAGGAUAGAAAGAGGGGAAUAAUAGAUGCUAGAGGAAUGGUUCCCAAUGAUGAAAGAAAAGAGAGGAGGAUACCUUUUGAGGGAUGUAUCUUCUUGCCAUCCCAAUAUGAGAGCACCAAAAUUUGAUGAUUCUUUAUCAUGGAGAAACAGAAAGGUGCCAAAUAUGUCCAUUGAAGAUACAAAGCUUGCCUCAGCAGCUAACAAGCAUGAUGGUGCUAGUUUGGUUAGGAAUCAAGUAUGUAGCACAAACCAGUGGCCUGCUAAGGUAUUGCAGCAAUGUAUGAAAGGGAAGCAUGAAGAGGCAGAAAGGCUUUUGAAAGAAUCGAAGACCACCCUUGCCGCAUUGAAUCCAGAGCACAAUGCUGUCAUGCAGGGUAAUUCCACUAGACAUAGUUCUGGGGAAUUUUAUGCUCGAAAGAAAAGGGAGGAGGACGCCAACAUGCAUCUUGGCCAAGAGAAUAGUUCAGCAUAAACAAUACACAGCAUAGGAAGAGGCAGAUGAUGAGUUUGAUUUUGAUAAAGCGCCAAGAAAGAAGCAAAAGCAAAAAGGAAAAUCUGCAUUAAAGCAAAAAAUAACAGAGAAUACCACUUUCCAGCAGCGAUUAGUGACCCAACAAGAGCGCUGCCACUUCUACUUUGAGAUUCCCAAUAGACCAAAACAUCUUGUCUUAUUCAUUGCUAAUUUCACAUACUUGAUGCUACCACAAUAGUAACCUGUUGUUCAAGGACAUUGUUGUAUUUUGCCAAUGCAGGUAAGUUGGUCAUGUUUAUCUC
Molecule: messenger RNA, 2122 nt
Organism: Amborella trichopoda
Lineage: Eukaryota; Viridiplantae; Streptophyta; Magnoliopsida; Amborellales; Amborellaceae
Source: RefSeq, a predicted model, not a curated record